This is a messenger RNA of Daphnia pulicaria, 1830 nucleotides long. RefSeq lists its product as uncharacterized. NCBI's taxonomy places the organism in Eukaryota, Metazoa, Arthropoda, Branchiopoda, Diplostraca, Daphniidae. The transcript is spliced from 3 exons. The record is from RefSeq and is a predicted model, not a curated record. The coding region runs from base 1 to 1830 and encodes 609 amino acids.
AUGGCGUCGUCCCUACCAUCUUUUCCGCCAUUCGACGUGGACGAAGACCAAUCAUCAGUGGGACCUCGCUGGGCCAAAUGGGUCAAUCGCUUUGACAAUUUCUUAGCAGCACUCAACAUCACCGAUGAUGCACGACGAAAAUCCCUGAUUCUCCACUACGGUGGAGAACGCGUGUUUGAAAUCUUCGAUACUCUCGACUCAAACAUCCGUGUAAAAACACCUGCCGCGGCGGGAGUGGCUGCAGUUAACGAGACCAUCUACGAAGCAGCACGGCGUGCGUUAAAUGACCACUUCGCACCCAGAGUGAACACGGAUUUUGAAAUGUUUACAUUUCUUCUUCGACAGUCUCGACAGCACGACGGUGAGUCCUUCGAUUCAUUCCACACGCGACUCCAACAAUCCGCAAAAAACUGUGGCUUCACCGACAAAGAUAGGGAGAUCAAAGCCCAAUUGACAAUAGGGUGCACCUCAACCGAGCUGAGACGAAAAAUACUGGAAAAACCAGCAAUGACACUGGACGGUGUACUGACCAAAGCAAGAGCUUUAGAGGCUGCAGCCACCCAGGCGAACAAAAUGGAAAAGGAAAUGGAUCAAACAGCCCUGGCGAUGCGGCAAAACAAAUCAACUCGAGACCAGCCAAAAUGGCGGAACAAACAGAGUCAACACGACACAACCAACCAGCCAAACCAACCCACGGACAGACGAAGCUGCUCAUUCUGUGGUGGCCAGUUCCACCAACGAUUAUCAACAUGCCCUGCCCGCUUUCAUCAGUGCAGCAACUGCCUGAACAUUCACCACUUCGAACAGUUCUGUCGUUCACCCUGGAGGGAGCGAGCUAACCAAUCCAACAGCAGCAUACUCAAACAGCAGACCAAAUCCUAUCACCCUACGAAACAAAAGGAAAGAGCAAACGUUACGAUCGUCGAAAAAUCCGACUCCGAGUCCGAAGACGAAAACGCGUUUCAAAUCACGGCCAAAGGUCUCCGAAGCGCUCGAUUUGAAGUUGCCGUUAACAACGUCAACAUUCCAGUCAUCGCGGACUUCGGAUCUACAGUAACUCUCCUAGAUCAACAAGCCUACCGCCACCUCGGAAAGCCACAGUUAACGGCUACAUCAAUUAAGAUAUUCACGUACAACUCAAAAGAACCACUGCCCCUGAAAGGAACAGCCUACAUCUGUCCGGGGGACGGUGGAAAUCUGUUGAGCGGGAAAAUGGCCUCUAAACUAGGUCUGAUGCACAUGACCAACGCAGUGUCGAUCCAGGAGGACACCAGCAACAUUUUCAACAUCCGUCAAGCCGGUAGCCAACACUCAUCGUCGCAUUCCACUCCAUCUCCACCAGUCGAAAAGGAACUCAAACACUUGGUUGAAAUGAACAUCAUCGAGCCAGUCGACGGCCCAACUCCAUGGGUCUCUCCUACAGUAGUCACCACGAAGCCGCACGACAAUACCAAAAUUAGAAUCUGCGUCGACGUGACAGAAGCUAACAAAGCUAUUGAGAGGGAACGUCACGUCACACCCACGCUAGAUGACAUCUUAUCCGAUCUAGACGGAGCAGUGAUGUUCUCACCAGCCUUGGACCUGGCUCACGGCUAUCAUCAACUGGAGCUGGAUGAAGAAAGCCGAUUCAUCAGAACUUUCUCUACUCACGUUGGACUCUGGCGGUACAAACGUCUAUUCUUCGGUGUCAAUUCCGCAGCGGAGGUGUUUCAAAAUGCCAUUCGCCAGACCCUCACUGGAUUAGAUGGUGCCAUAAACGUCAGUGACGACAUUCUUGUAUGGGGAAAAAGCACGGAAGAACACGACCGCCGCCUCAACGCGGUAUUAUAA